Hydatigera taeniaeformis is the source of this 1170-nucleotide messenger RNA. The record is from the annotation of a GenBank genome assembly. NCBI's taxonomy places the organism in Eukaryota, Metazoa, Platyhelminthes, Cestoda, Cyclophyllidea, Taeniidae.
AUGAAUUCUCCGGGGCUGUCAGGGACCGGAAAUGAAUCUUUCUUCAGCAAGCUCGAAACACUUCGGAGCAAAAAUAAGAGGAAAUCAAAGAAGGAAGUUGAGGAUCUGGCCGCGGAAGGUCGAAAGGCCAUGGAAUCAGCUCUCUGUUCACUGGCAGUUGAAGAUCCAGAAAAUUAUAUGUUGGAAGAGGGUCAAGAGCGUUCAAUAAUCGAACGAGCUUCUAUGGAGUCUGCUGAAGUUAAAGAACUCGUUGGGUCCUUAAUCUCUUGGAUCAACGAUGAACUUAUCAACCACCGUAUUCUUGUGCGAAACAUUGCUGAUGACCUCUACGAUGGACAAAUUUUGCAGAAUUUAGCGGAGAAACUGGCGAACAUUAAAUUAGAACACCCGGAAGUUACUCAAUCCGAGUUCGGCCAAAUGCAGCGUUUGAAGGAAGUUGUUGCAACCAUCAAUCAAUUGCUUGGUGUUCCAGAAAGUUGGGCGAAGGAGCAGUGGUCUGCAGAGAUGAUUCAUGACAAGGAUGUCAUAGCUAUAAUUCGUCUCCUUGUUGCGCUUGCUAAGCACUUCAAGGUGGGCAUUCGCCUUGCCGAUGGAGUAUUUCUUACCGUUAUUGUUGUCAGGAAAAUUAACGGCAUUUUGGAAUAUAGAUAUGAACGCAAGUACUUGACGGAACCGUCACAAUCUACUCCUGGCUCGGGAUCCUCUUCGCAUCCAUUGGAUUAUCUUCCCAAUCGCCAUCUCGUUCCAAGAUUAAUCACAUGUUUUGUUAACGAACAUUUGCAAAAACUGAACCUUCAGGUCAAAGAUCUGACGAACGAUUUCUCAGAUGGAGUGCGGCUAAUCCUCUUGAUGGGUCUGUUGGAGGGCUACUUUGUGCCCCUUCAUUGGUACUACUUGCAUCCGACGACAGACUCGAUGCGGUUGGCUAAUGUACGCCUCGCCUUUGAGUUGAUGCGCGCUGCAGAGCUAUCUGAACCGCUGGAGCGCCCUGAGGACAUCAUGCUUGGUGACGUAAAGGCCAUUCUGCGCCUCCUUUAUGGCCUUGUUUCGCACUACCAGUACGAGCAUGGAGGUGGUGAUGUCUUCGCCGACCUGCAGAAAAUCACCGAAGAUGAGGGUGCCGUACCAGUACACCAAAAACUUUAUCAGCCUCCCGAAUCCACCGCUUGA